Aspergillus alliaceus is the source of this 450-nucleotide messenger RNA. RefSeq lists its product as uncharacterized. The coding region runs from base 1 to 450 and encodes 149 amino acids. The record is from RefSeq and is a predicted model, not a curated record. The transcript is spliced from 2 exons. Lineage: Eukaryota; Fungi; Ascomycota; Eurotiomycetes; Eurotiales; Aspergillaceae.
AUGUAUCGAAUGCACAUGGUAUACCUCCCAGCUAAGUUGAUCGACGUCGCUAUCGAACUUCAUUUUGAUCUCCUCAUUGGGGAAGGUAUAACCGACGUCUUGGAAUCCAUCAUUAGGAAAUACGUCCAAGCAGUCCAAGGCCAUGAGUAUAUGACGAAGUACUCUGGCAAAGCCAACGAUCCUUUCGUUGCAUCUAGCGAGUGGCUUCACAGUAAUUAUCUUCUUUUGAGAGAAAUGACCCGACACGGGAAAACUGCCAGCGACUUGGAAGCGUUAAAGGCAUGGGCCAUACCAACGGGACCCUGGGAAGCUGAUGACAGGGGAAUGCAACCACUAGGCGCCACCUCGGGGCGAGACUCUGAAGAAAGGGCUCUGAUCAAGGCUUGCUGGGGCCUUGGUUGGUGGUGCCUUUCUAGUGGGACCCAUAUGGCUACUUGCAAUUGGGGAUGA